CUGAUUUACCCAAAUCUAAUUAUCUAGAUAGUUUGAUCGAUUAUCCAAGCUACUGUAUAAAACAACAGCGUUUUGAAGGCUCCAUGAAGUAAACGCUUUUCAUCACUUCAGUUUGGAACAACCCUACAAACGAUGCCCCUCGCACCCGGUUCAUCACUCCGGAAUGGAACACAACAGGAAAGAAAACACACAACUACUGAAUCCUUCCGCCGAUGAAUCGAUUCACACGAGUCGGUUAAUAGAAUCGUUUGAAAGACCGAUUCUUUGGAGAGUUUUACCCAUCACUGUGUCGUAUUAAAAUAAACGGUAAGGCGACCGGUAUAAUAAUGUAACCAUACUGGAAAUAAUCACAGCCAACAGCGACAAUGCCUGCCAUCAUGGGAGCCAUUUGCUCAGACUGGGAGAUUGGAGACAACACGCCAGGUUGUAAUAGUUCUUUUUGGGGUUCGCUGAUGGCUAACUGGUGCUGUGUCCUGUAAUGAUGAGAAUGGCAUCCAGCCAUGGAGAGACACAUGCCCAGAUUUGUGACUGCCUUUUUUCUCUUGGCACUAUCAGGGUUUAUAAUACUCAUCUGCAACAUCACAUCUCUGGAGAAGUUGAGUGGACAGGUUAUAGCUACCUUCUACCAAAUACAGAAUAGCAUCCACUCAGCGUUGAAUCCCCCUGGAAUCUUGUGGCCACUAGAGUUAAACCACACAUACUGUGCACACUUUGGCCAGGAGCCCACAGCAGAAGAGGCAAAAGAAGAGAGAUAUCUGCUCAAUUCCAUUGCAUGGCCAGGCCCCUUGGUGCAAGGCUUGCCUGUGGAGCUUAGCAGUGACCCUUCAAAGAGCUACUUUGUGAUUCAGGGCCCAGCAGAGCAACGCAUAGGUGGUCAGCUUGUGGUUAACGUUCAUGUGCAGAACUUCCUGGGUCUGCCUAAGAAGCAUGGUGGAGAUUUCCUUAUAGCUCGGUUACAUUCGCCUGAACUCGGCGCUGGCGUUGCAGGGCAGGUGCACGAUCAUCAUGAUGGCAACUAUACAGUGCUGUUCCCACUGUUGUGGUCUGGUGUAGUGUGGGUGGAAAUCACCAUGGUGCAUCCAAGUGAGGCAGUGGUGGUGCUCAAGAGGUUGCAAGAGGAGCAACCCAACCGGGUGUUUUUUAAAAGCCUGUUCCGCUCUGGCUUCUUGUCAGAGACCACUGUGUGCAACCUGUGCCUGCCAGUCAACCAGCAACCACUCUGCAACUACACCGACCCUGAAACCAGAGAGCCCUGGUACUGCUACAAACCCAAAAUGCUAGGCUGUGACACACGAAUAAAUCAUUCUAAAGGGGGCUACAAGAAGAACCUCAUUACUGAAUAUGAAGCACAAUUCUUCCAGAGUGAUGUAAAUAUCAAAGUUCCUAUACAUGCAUCAGGGAUGGACAAUGUGACUGUAUUACCUGCAGAAAAAGGACAAGCCAAGGUAAAAUAUAAUUACAAUGUUGCUGGCUACUACUUUCACAAUUCCUGGAGGCCUUUGAGUGGUGCCAUCAUCCAGCAGUUCAAUGACUCCUCAAGCAUAACACGUUGUCUUAGAGGGAAGGUCAUGUACAUGUUUGGAGAUUCCACUGUGCGACAGUGGUUUGAAUACCUCACUGCUUUUGUUCCUGAACUGAAGGAGUUCAAUCUUCACAGCCCUAAGAAUGUGGGACCAUUCAUGGCUGUGGACAGCAGAAACAACAUUCUAGUGAGCUACCGCUGCCAUGGGCCGCCCAUCCGCUUCACCUCAGUGCUUUCCUCUGAACUGCGCUAUGUAGCAAAUGAGCUAGACAGGAUCAAGGGUGGGCCAGACACAGUGGUUCUGGUGAGUGUGUGGUCUCACUUCAGCACCUUCCCUAUUGAAGUAUAUAUACGGCGCCUACGGCACAUCCGCAGGGCCGUGGUGCGGCUGCUGAACCGUGCGCCAGCAACCCUGGUGGUGAUUCGCACUGCCAACCUGCAGAAGCUUGACCCGGAGAGUAGUCUAUUCAACAGUGACUGGUUCUCUCUGCAGAUUGAUGCUGUUCUGCAUGCAAUGUUCAGAGGACUCAAUGUGAAGCUGCUGGAUGCCUGGGAGAUGACGCUGGCCCACCACCUACCCCAUCUUCUACAUCCACCUCCCACCAUCAUCAAAAAUAUGAUGGACCUGAUCCUCUCUUAUGUCUGUCCAGUUGGGAGAAAAAAGAUGAGUCAUUUGUAAGAGGAGACUAAAAUAUAAUAAGCAUAGGGAACAGACGUGACAAAUGUGAAGAAGAACGACUCGGAUCGGGAGGUGAGGUGAACUAACAGACUGCAUAGCCUGAAGACCCAGCUAAGCUAUUAAUGAAUCAUUUCUGUUUCUCAUAAUCCGGCCUUGGUUGCAUUAGCCUAUAGUUUAUUUUUUAUUCCAAAUGUGAUCAACAUUUGCAUAAGUACUAGAUGUGUUGGGAAUUUUAACAUGUAAUAUUUUAAUUAUAUUCUGCUGAAAUUAAUUAAAUGACUUGGAAAAAGA
Messenger RNA from Ictalurus punctatus (channel catfish), 2492 nucleotides. It is a transcript of the gene nxpe3, whose product is annotated as neurexophilin and PC-esterase domain family, member 3. The transcript has 7 exons. The record is from RefSeq and is a predicted model, not a curated record. NCBI's taxonomy places the organism in Eukaryota, Metazoa, Chordata, Actinopteri, Siluriformes, Ictaluridae. The coding region runs from base 501 to 2201 and encodes 566 amino acids.